AACUCAAAAAUAAACCCAAUUGAAAAAAUUAGGGUUUCUGAAUUGAACAUCUUCAUCGUCACCAAUUCUCGUUGGUGUUUAUAUUUCAAAUUACUUGACUGUGCAGAAAGAUUUCAACUAGAGAUUCGAAGUGGGUUUAUAGCAAGGGUUUAUUUUAACAAUGCAAUUGGUGGUUUUGUACUCUGGGUGUUUUGGAGUGGAUUAAUAAGGGUUUUGUCUUCUGGGUGUUUUGGAGUGGAUUAAAAGAAUCGCGAAGAGAUUUCUGAAGUGUUUAUUGGAGGAAUUUCAUCGGAUUUCUUGUGCAUAAUUUUAAGGUAAUUCGAAUCUUGAAACAUGGCAUCAAUCUUAACAAUCAACAACGACAUAUUGGAAUCUAUACUGAUGCUUUUACCUUACCGGGAUUUAGUAAAUAUGAGUUUAGUAUGUAGAGAUGUCUUAUCUGUUAUUAAAAACCCUUGCUUUGUUAGUUACUACCGCCGUGAACAUAAUUUUCCAAUUUUAGGGAUAUUGUGGAAUAAAGACGACUUUUUUAGAAGUAAUACAAUGUACAAUUACUUGCCUUUGUAUUGGACAAUCUCAAGUUCUGCCCCUUUUCAAAGACUAGAUUUUGCGAACGGACCAAGUGGUUUAUUUAUCGUCGCAUCGUGCAAUGGCCUCUUCUUGUGCAGAACCUGUGACAAUUGUUAUUUCCUUCCUUCGUAUUACGUAUACAAUCCAUUCACCUCUCGGUAUAAAGUUUUGCCUUCAUCACCAUCGGAGAAGAAGAGAUCCAGUACCUUACGCAGCGUUAGUCUGGCAUUUGAGCCUGCAAAUUCACCAUAUUAUAAGGUCGUAUUCGUUUGGUACAAUAAAACAUCAUCUCGUAGAUUUUCUGUUGAAAUAUUCUAUUCCGAGAAUUCUUCUUGGGUAUGUUGCGGAGAUGGUUGUAUCUUCCCCUUUCACUAUAUGAAGUCUGGUGUUUUUUGGAAAGGAAUAUUGAAUUGGAUAGGUGAUGGAGGAAGUCUUCUUUGUUUCGAUAUGGAUAAACAAGUCACAAGGGAAAUUGGAAGGAACCAAAACAGCUUGACCCAGUGGCGUAGAGAGAAGAAGGUCAAUUGUUUUGGGGUUUUUGGGGGUGUUUUGAGAUUCAUUGAGAUCUACAAGAAUCGAAACGCAUUUGACAUUUAUGAUAUGCAGAGUAAUUACUCGAGUUUCAUUCUGAAAAGUCAUUGUGAGCUGGAGGUGAUGGAUCCGUCUGACCCAAGGCUUCCUAAUGGAAGUAUCAGUGUCCUGUAUAUGGACGAUUCUAUUGGAAUAAUUAUCUUAGGAGAAAAGAUCUUCAUAAUUGAUUUCAGGGAACAAAAGUGUGAGCAGUGGUGCGACACCCACCAAGAGCACAACCAUAGUUCGGAUUCCUUCAGUGUCUUUCAAUAUAUUGAAUCGUCCGCGGAAGUAUGUCCAUGAUACAGGAGCUGUUAGGAGGAACAUUUGAAAUAACCAAACCGCUAGAACGACACAUGAGUUGAAGAAUAAAGCCUUUGCCUCUUCUAUCUUUCAUUCGUCCUUACAAAAUUAACAAACAGCUGAAGACCUUUGUUUGCUUUCUUUAUUAUCAGUUUGCUUUAUUAUCAAUUAGAUUAGAUUAGCCUAUUAUUAGCAGAUUUUGGUCAACUAUUGAAAGUGUCAGAUUUCAUAAAGCUUUUUAUACUGUU
Messenger RNA from Papaver somniferum (opium poppy), 1691 nucleotides. Its product is annotated as F-box protein At5g07610-like. NCBI's taxonomy places the organism in Eukaryota, Viridiplantae, Streptophyta, Magnoliopsida, Ranunculales, Papaveraceae. Gene Ontology annotation, molecular function: protein binding. The transcript is spliced from 2 exons. Bases 334 to 1443 code for a protein of 369 amino acids. The record is from RefSeq and is a predicted model, not a curated record.